CGUCCCUCGCUUCCACGAUAUACAAAGAUAUGGGAUGUGUCUAUUGUCUUUAGACAUCUACAAACACUCCAACCACUAAACGAUCUUACCUUACAAGACUUAACUCUCAAGACAACGAUGCUGAUUGCACUGUGCUCUGGACAAAGAUGUCAAACUUUACAAGCCCUGGACAUAAAAUCCAUGGCUCUGACUGAURAACACUGUGUAUUCUACAUCCAGAAAUUACUUAAAACCUCAAGACCUGGCAAACACUUUGGACAGCUUCACUUGAAUGCUUUUGAAGAUAAGACAUUAUGUGUAGUCUCUUGUAUUAAAGAAUAUGUUCAACGUACUCAGCCAUUACGGAAAGAUAAUGCCCAAUUGUUGUUAAGUUUUUGCAAACCCUUUAAACCUGUGUCAACUGACACUAUUGGACGUUGGUUGAAAAAGACCUUAGACUGUGGUGGAAUUGAUACUACGGUCUAUGGCGCUCACAGUACACGCUCUGCAUCCACAUCAGCAGCAAAAGCUGCAAACGUUCCUAUUGAAGACAUUAUGACUGCUGCAGGAUGGUCUAAUGCAGAGACUUUUAGAAAAUUUUAUGACAGACCAGUUCAAGUUAAUACUAACACCUUUGGUUGCAUCGUUAAAACAUGAUAUUUCAUAGUGUUAAUAAAGUAGAGCAUUACAAUUGAUGUGUGCAUAACUGAAUAAGCACUGCUCUUGGCCAUUGGCUUUAAAGAUCUCACGUGACUUCGUAGUGACGUAGACCAAUGACGAAGUAGAAUUUAAAAAUUAAACGAGACUUACCUGUAAGGUGAAGUUUGAUUAUAAUUCUACGAGUUAUUGGUCAGGAACGAAGAAGUCACGUGCCCACCCUAUUGUUAUCACAUGAAGCCCAUUCCCUACCCUUAAGGUGACUAAAAUGACCAAGAGCAGCUAACCUUUAAAAACUGAUUGCUUGCUUGCCGCGCGCUAUCUCACGUGACUUCUUCGUUCCUGACCAAUAACUCGUAGAAUUAUAAUCAAACUUCACCUUACAGGUAAGUCUCGUUUAAUUUUUAAAUUCACGUGGUUUUCGCAAAAACUGAAUAGACUUAAUGAAUGUAUUCUUAGUUGGGUUUCGAACAAUAGAAUCCUCUUCUCUUGAG
Exaiptasia diaphana is the source of this 1130-nucleotide messenger RNA. RefSeq lists its product as uncharacterized. The annotation marks the transcript as partial. Lineage: Eukaryota; Metazoa; Cnidaria; Anthozoa; Actiniaria; Aiptasiidae. The transcript has a single exon. Gene Ontology annotation, molecular function: DNA binding. The record is from RefSeq and is a predicted model, not a curated record. Gene Ontology annotation, biological process: DNA integration; DNA recombination.